Molecule: messenger RNA, 7934 nt
Organism: Labeo rohita (rohu)
Lineage: Eukaryota; Metazoa; Chordata; Actinopteri; Cypriniformes; Cyprinidae
Gene: myt1lb
Product: myelin transcription factor 1-like, b
Exons: 23
Coding region: 2190-5681 (1163 amino acids)
Biological process (GO): regulation of transcription by RNA polymerase II
Cellular component (GO): nucleus
Molecular function (GO): DNA-binding transcription factor activity, RNA polymerase II-specific; zinc ion binding; RNA polymerase II cis-regulatory region sequence-specific DNA binding
Source: RefSeq, a predicted model, not a curated record
UCUUAAAGAUAUGAACAAAGAUCUUCCUCUAAUGAUAACAGAAUAUUUCCAUAUAAAUAUGAUAUAAUGAUACAAUGAUAUAAAUAAUCUGAGAAUGCACUUAAUGAAUGAAGCGUUCUGUGUCUGAUAGUGUAAACAGUAAUAGCACCUGCAAUAGCAGCAGUGGCAGUCUCCCCCUGGUCCUAAUGCCUGUUCGGUAAAGAGUUUUAAUUCCGUAGGGGGCGCUGUCGGCCUACUUCUAAUAAAAUGAAAGUAAAAUACACCAUUAACAUUUACACUGUGUUUCUGAUUACACAAAGCAGUAACUGCUGUCGAUAAACCAUGAGUAUACUUUGAUUUAAAGGUCAGAAGCUAUAGCUUACAUGAAUUAAAAAAUAAAAAUCACAAACAGGACACUUCUAAAUUAAAUAAUUUUAUAUACACUGAUUUAUUCAUUAAUAUGUAAUAUGUUAAAACAUUUUUUUUAAACAUAUUAGCUCUUAAAUGAGCUCAAUGAGCUCUAAAAGACUUUAAGAAUUUUCGAUUUUCAAACUCCUUCACUUUAGACCAUCUACAAAUGUUAAAUCUUGUUAAGGUUACCACCGCAUUUCUCUGAAAAUAAAUAAAUAAAUAAAUAAAUAAAUAAAAUAAAAAUUAGUGAAUCAUAUAUAGUUUAUUUAUAGUUAUUUUCAAAGCUUCAGUGUACUGUCACUAUAAAAUAACUUAUUAUUAUUUAUUUAAUUAACAAAUUGUUGUUAAAACGAACCAAAAUUAAUUUGCUUAUAAUUUCUGCACAGGAGAGACUAAAUUGCUAUCGGCAUACUGGAUAUCGACAAAAAUCCAAUUUCCUGCAUCCCUAAUUAAAACAUUCUUAGAACAAAAACGUUAGUCCAGAAACAAUAAUAGAACAUUUGUUUAAAGUUAUCUGGUCUUUAAUAACGUUUCCAAAACGUUCGUGCAUAAACAUUAUUUACAUCAUUCAUAGGGGGACUUUUUUCCCCCUAAACAUUCUUAUUUGGACAUUCAUCAACGAUUUGCAAACAUUUCUACUAACUACAUGUUUUAAAACGUUCGGAGAACAUUCAAAAUAAUUCCCAUGUUUCCAAAACUAUAUAAAAAAAUUUUUCGUUAUAAAAUGCUUUAAAAACAUUUAGAAAAUAGGACAUUUUUAAGGUUUAGAGAACAUUCGGUAAGAGUGUUUUCAUAAUUUAAUGGGAACGCUAUCAAAACACUCUUAAAACAUAUUUUUUUUCUAGCUGGGAUAUCACUUACCAGCCCAACACAUGGACUGUGUGGAUGUGUUUGGAGCGGAUAUAUGGAUAGCAUCGCUUUUGUCUGGGAGGAGACAGAUCUAUCUGCCGGAGCAGGGGAAGUUGGCUGGCGGUGUGAAUUGGCUGCUUCUUAAGCCAGUUAUCUUACCGCUCCACGCUGCUGGUGCUCUGCCAGCGCUCACAGCCCUGACUCUGAGUGAGGACGACAUUAAUGAGUCGAGCGAGACCCUCUCUCUUCCGCAGGCAAAAGAUGGACGUAUGCAUGAGAUUUCCUGAUAGUAGCCCAAAUAAAGCACGAACGCACACACACACACACACAGCCUUCAGACCGCAAGGCCUAUGGGAGGCAGUGAUGCUGCGAGCAGACAGUCUGCAGAUACACACGCGAACACGCCACACACCGAGCGAGGAAGAGAGAUAGAGCAAAUGUAGUCCAUGAUACAGAGAUGGCAAACGCAUCCUAAUCAUUCGCCCAACACACAUGCGCGUGUGCUGUGGCACCAGGAGGCUCGAUGCUUUAUUGUUUCUCCGGAUGGGUGGAGGUCUGGGCGCUAAGCUGAGGAUGCAGGCAUCACGCUGAGGAGCUCCAGGCCAAUUGGUUGCCUGCCUUCAACCGUUAUCUGCUCUCUUCCUUCUCCGGCUGUCUCCGCGUCUCUCCUCUUCCUCUGUCUUCCUUCAACUCGUGAAGAAUGAUUAGCAUACGGGAGGCGAGAGGAACUUUGCAGCGCGAGUGAGCAGGAGAACAAGUGCGCAAAAGGAAGGACGCUGGAAAAUACAAUCAGCAGCGAUUGGAAAGUUUGAGCGAAGACAACAUUUACACACUGAAAAUGAAAUUGGAGGAGGCGUAGUGACCUCUUAUCAGUUGUCUAACAUAGAGGGCCGUGGGGCAAACAGAGGUCUGAACCAAAGAGCAAUUAAACCGGCACCCGGCAACAUCAGAUGGAGGUGGAUGUAGCAGAUGAGAAGCGCCAUUGCACUCGCUCAAAAGUUCCCCUGGAGCCAGCCAUACAAGAGUUGUUCAGUGUGUAUGGCUGUCCUGUCGCCAAGAAGAGAAAACCCCUGGAGAGUCAUGCCCUGGAGCCCUCGCCCAAGAGGAAGGUCUUUCUAACAGUCGUAGACCAGCAGUCAAUGGAAAAAUGCUACAAAACGCACAAAAUGGAGGAGAUGGAUGAAAAAGAGGAGGAAGAGGAGGAGGAGGAGGAGGAAGAAGAAGAGGAUGAGGAAGAGGAAAAAGAAGAAGAAGACGAAGCGGAGGAGGAAUAUACAGACAACGAGGACCAAUAUGAACAGGAAGAGGUAGAAGUGAUUAAUGGAGAAGAAGAAGAGGUGGAGCAGGAAGAAGAGGACAUGGUAGAGGAGGAAGAGGAAGAAGAAGUAGAAAGAGAGGGGGAGGAAGAUGAAGAAGAGGAUGAGCUGGAGGAAGAUGAGCAAGAGGAUGACGAUCAAAUUCAAGAAAUAGAGAGUGACCAUAUGAACUGCAGUCCCAGCAGAACAAGCCCCUCCAUGGAGAAGGACAACAACAACAAUGAUGAAUACGACAACUACGAUGAACUGGUGGCCAAAUCUCUGCUCAACUUGGGCAAGAUCGCAGAGGACGCCGCUUACCGGGCCAUGACUGAGUCCGAGAUGAACAGCAACUCUUCAAACAGUGCAGAAGAGGAAGAGGAGGAGGAAGAGGAAGAAGAAGAUGAUGAAGAGGAUGAAGAAGAUGAGGAAGAUGAGGACGGCUCAAGGAAAGGUGAGCUGAGUCUAGACGUGAACAGUGAUGUGGUAAGGGAGACUGUGGACUCUCUAAAGCUCCUGGCGCAGGGUCACGGAGUCACGCUCUCAGAAAACCUCCACGAGAGGCCGUUUCAGGAUGAAGGGAUCGAGAGCACGGACUGCGAUAUAAACGGAAAUGGGCCCAUGGGUAAUGGACUCAGUGGUAACUGCGGUAAAGCCACCACUAAUGGCCAGAUGGGAGAAAAGAGUGACGAGGAAGUUUGUCUGAGCAGUUUGGAGUGUCUUCGCAACCAGUGCUUUGACUUGGCACGCAAGCUAAGCGAGACAAAACCAUCCGAGCGGUUCAACAACAACCAGCAGGAGGCUCAUCAGCUUUAUCAAGAGGCCCAGCAGCAGCUGCAGCAUCAGAGUCCUGAGGAGACCCGCGUCCUCGAGCGGAAUUACUCCGACAUGGUCAACCUGAUGAAGCUGGAGGAGCAGCUCAGCCCGCGCUCCAAGGCUUUUUCCAGCUGCGCGGCAGAGCACAAGGUCUUCCAGGACUGCGAUGAAGACACCACCUCCGUCACGUCGGACCGCUCAGAGGACGUUUUCGACAUGACCAAAGGCAACCUGUCACUGCUGGAGAAGGCCAUAGCGCUGGAAACGGAGCGGACCAAAGCUUUGCGGGAAAAAAUGGCUUCAGAAGCAGUCAGGAGAGAUAGACUGCAUUUGCAUGAGGAUGGUUUGAGGCACAGCUGUGCAGAGGAGCGGAAGGCGCGUCUGCACCACGAUGGCCUAAAGAAGCCCUUCUACCUUAAAGAUUCUUCACGGUCGGGGAAAAAAGAGAGCCGGUGUCCAACGCCUGGCUGUGACGGCACAGGUCAUGUGACGGGUUUGUACCCGCACCAUCGCAGCCUGUCUGGAUGCCCUCAUAAAGACAGAGUCCCGCCAGAAAUUCUUGCAAUGUAUGAAAAUGUUCUUAAGUGCCCUACGCCUGGCUGCACGGGCCGGGGUCACGUCAACAGCAACAGGAACUCUCACAGGAGCCUGUCGGGCUGUCCAAUAGCGGCUGCAGAGAAACUGGCCAAAGCCCACGAGAAACAUCAGUCAUGUGAUGGAGGCAAAUCCAACCAGGCUUCAGACCGUGUGCUCAGGCCCAUGUGCUUCGUGAAACAGUUGGAGAUUCCACAGUACGGCUAUAAAAACAACGUGCCCACUUCAACUCCACGAUCCAACCUGGCCAAAGAGUUAGAGAAAUACUCCAAAACAAGUUUUGACUACAACAGCUACGACAACACCAACGUCUACAGCAAACGGCACACUGCUGCACCCAAAGUCCACAGUCGGGACACACUGCCCAAAAGUGAUGACGUGAAGCGCUACUGCAAGAGCUCCAGUUCGGCGAGCAGCACCACCAGCAGCUACGGGCCCAGCAGCAGCAGUCUGAGCUGUGGAGGAGGAGGAGCGAGAGGAGGAGAGAGCAGCGCCAGCAGCACCUGCAGCAAGAGCAGCUUCGACUACACGCACGACAUGGAGGCGGCACACAUGGCUGCUACCGCCAUCCUCAACCUCUCCACCCGCUGCAGAGAGAUGCCACAGAGCCUGAGCGGGAAACCCCUGGAGAUCUGCACGCAGUCUGAUGAUCUGGAUCCCUUCCAGGACAUUUUAGAGGACAGCGCAUACACUACAGAUGUCGGCAUUCCCAGUCCCAAACUGAAAUUCCCGCCUUGCAAAGAAAGCAAAAAGGACCUGAUAACUCUUUCAGGUUGUCCUUUAGCAGACAAAAGCAUUCGGAGUAUGAUGGCCACCAAUUCACAAGAACUCAAGUGCCCGACCCCGGGCUGUGAUGGCUCGGGACAUAUCACUGGCAACUAUGCUUCACACAGAAGUUUGUCAGGAUGUCCACGCGCUCGGAAGACUGGAAUAAAGAUAACACACAGUAAAGAGGACAAAGAAGACCAGGAGCCCAUCAGGUGUCCAGUUCCUGGUUGUGACGGUCAGGGUCACAUAACGGGUAAAUAUGCGUCACACCGCAGUGCAUCGGGCUGUCCACUAGCGGCCAAACGGCAGAAGGACGGCUAUAUCAAUGGCUCUCAGUUCACAUGGAAGGCUGGAAAGACGGACGGCAUGUCGUGUCCCACUCCGGGCUGUGACGGUUCUGGACACGUCAGCGGCAGUUUCCUUACGCACAGAAGUCUCUCUGGUUGCCCACGCGCCACAGCAGCAAUGAAGAAAGCCAGACUAUCAGGAGUGGAGAUGCUCACAAUAAAACAGCAAACAAGCAAUGGUUUAGACUGUGAUGCGGAUGUUAAACAGCUGGAUGAAGAUAUUAAAGAUUUAAAUGAAUCAAAUUCACAGGUGGAGGCGGACAUGAUCAAACUUAGAACACAGAUUACCACAAUGGAGUCUAAUCUGAAGUCCUUAGAGGAAGAAAACAAGGUGAUUGAACAGCAAAAUGAAUCUCUCCUGCAUGAGCUGGCCAACCUCAGCCAUUCACUGAUAAACAGUUUAGCUAAUAUCCAGCUACCUCAUAUGAAAUCACUUCACAAAGAGCCUCCAGUUAGACAUAACAGCUGUUUACAUCAGAGAGAGCCGAUGAGCGAACAGAACUUUGACGCAUAUGUGACCACGCUAACGGACAUGUACACGAAUCAAGAUCACUAUCAGAGUCCAGAGAACAAGGCCCUGCUAGAAAAUAUAAAACAAGCGGUACAAGGCAUUCAAGUCUAGCAUCUCAGAAUGAAGGGGAAACUUUCCUAAAAUGAAGAAUUAUGGGGGAAAGAAGACACUUCCAGAAAAAAAAAAGAAAAAAAAAAAUCAUAACAAUCAUAUUGGAUGCCUCAUGCUUUGCUAUUGUAGUUUAUCAAACAGUGUUAAAUUCAUGUUCUUUUUUAAAAAGUGUUAUGCUGACUAAACAUGGUUUUUCUUUUGUUUUUGUUUUUUCUUGCCUUGCUUUAAAAAAAAUAUUGAUCUGCAAAAUAGUUUUUGAAAGUAUUCACAUUUUGUGCGUUUUCAUAUUGGCUAAUGUAAUGUGAAUCAUCCUUCUCGCUGCUCAUUGAUGCACCUUUUUAGUGUAUAUUUCUGAACAGUAAUGCAACCACUACUGAACAUUAUUUGAUGCUUGCUGAAAGAGUGUCAUAAACUGGAAAAAGCUAGCCACUAAACAUUUUUUAAUCAUCUGAAAGAUGUUUUGUGCCAUUUCUGAAAUGGCAAGUGUUUCUUUUUUUUAUCAUUUAAGGAAUAGUUUAGCCAAACUGAAAAUUUGCUGAAAAUGUACAUGUUUGAGAUGUAAAUGAGUUUGUUUCUUCGUGUUAACAAAUUUGGAGAAAUGUAGCAUUAAUAGCAUGUGUAGUUGUUCACAAAGAGAUGCUCUGCAGUAAAUGGGUGCUGUCAGAAUGAGAGUCCAAACAGCUGAUAAACACACCACAGUGAUCCACAUUUUUAUCAGCUGUUUGGACACUCAUUCUGAUGGCAGUCAUUCACCGCAGAGCAUCCGCUGGUGAGCAAGCGAUGGAAUGACACGUUUCUCCAAAUCAGUUCUGGUGAGAAAACAAACUUAUCUACAUCCUGGAAGGCCUGAAGGUGAGUACUUUUUCAGCAAAUUAUCAUUUCUGGGUGAACUAUACUUUUAAUAUCAGCUAUCAGUGAAGAAAGAUAAGGGGGGGAAAGGGUUGGUGUUGAAAACAAAGAUCGUAGAAAUGGCUUUGGCAUGUGAAUGUUUUAUGGUAAACGUCAUGACACCGAAAGCUAACGGCGGAGACCCUGUUAAUGCUUCAAAAUGCAAAAGCUUUGAUUAUCUUUGGCUUUGUCAUUUAAUCUGUAUUAAUGUAUCGGCAAUAGCGGCUCCAAACAUCGCGUCUUGAUUUGGUCUGUUCUUGAAAUAACAGUAGCCGGAAUGGAACUGUCUCAGCAAUAUAUGACUUAACCAUGUGUAUAAAAAAAGAGAUGCAAUCUAUGUGGUGGGUAUAUGCAAUUUCAUGUUUGUAAACAGUGGAAGCUACAGAAUCUUUUUACUAUAUGUAAAUGAUUGAUUUUUAUAUAAAUCUUUUAAUACAAAUGUUUUAAAGGGACGGAAAGGUGGAAAUUAGGUUUAGAGACGGACAAUGCUCUAUGAGUUUCAUUUUGUUCCUGUAUACAGUGCUGCGCAGGGACACGUUUGUUUCCAUGCUCGGAUGUUUGUACAGUAUGGAAAAUAUAGCAGAAGGAAUCUGUAAAGAAUAUAGACAAUGAAAACGGGACCUACAGGGUUUUUGCCCCCCCACUUUUGUGCCAGAAGACUAUUUGCACUUAUCCCACCUUCGGUCGAUGUGCAAUCUCCAGGUGUCUCUGUGGCACGAGGAAGGCGUGAUGACAGACGUUGAGCAAUUUGAGGAGAUCAGAGAUUACAGGGAUUUGAAAUAUUAAUGAGGACAAUAUCUUUACGAGAAAUAUUGUGCAUUUUUAAAUAACAAUGCUAGUUCGUUGAGUAUGUUCUAUAUCAUACAAAAUAAUCCCCAGCAGCACUUUAUGUCUAAUCACUGUACAAAAUCAUUAAAGAGUAGUCAAUCGAAAUAAAGCGUUUUAAGGACAAAAACAAAAAAACAAAAAAGCAAAACAAAACUCCCACUGCAAUGGGAUCGGUUGUUCGAGUCAGCGGUAGAGUUUGGGGGUGUUGCGGCAUUACGUGCACCCCUAAUUUCCAUUGUACUAUUAGCUGUAGCAACCUUGUUAAUACCUUAUUGAGAGCUAAUGCAAAGGUGCUUGUAUUUCACUGGAUAUCAUCCAUUGUACUAAUCAGUCCUUUUUUAGGGCUCCAUCAUUCAUGCACAGCAUCACAUCUGCAGCUUUUUGCUAAUAUAGUAAUGCUUUCGAUAGAGAAAUAGCUAGUAUCAGUUUUUGAAUUGAUUAUUGUCAUGGUACAAUGGAAAUGGGAAUUUAAGCACAAACAUGCUGCUCAUUUACUGUCGGUGCAUAAUACUUUUUUUUUUUUUUUUUUUACAUAUA